Molecule: messenger RNA, 7644 nt
Organism: Heterostelium album PN500
Lineage: Eukaryota; Evosea; Eumycetozoa; Acytosteliales; Acytosteliaceae
Exons: 14
Coding region: 1-7644 (2547 amino acids)
Biological process (GO): DNA metabolic process
Molecular function (GO): deoxyribonuclease II activity
Source: RefSeq, a predicted model, not a curated record
AUGGGCCAAUUCCUUUUGCCAAAGAUUGUUUCGAUUUCCUACAAUGAUAAGGCAUGGCUCAACGACUCCAACGGUAACGUUGCAACUCAAUUGAACCCAACGACACAAGACGGUAGUAGCGGUCUGGGUAAAGGGGUUCUCGGCUACGACACUACAACCAAGAAUGGUAUCCACAUUGUUCAUUCUCUCGAAGGUUUUCCAAUUCCAUUGAAUUCCACAAACUUUGUGGUUGGUAGCAGCAAAACUCCAGAUCAGAGAUGGUUUCCAACCGAUUCGAUACUUUCUGGAUUCUCCUAUUAUAAUGCAACCUUCGGACAUUCAUUCCUUUGUACAAAGGUUCAACAAUCGAGUUUAAUGCAAGUAAUGACCACAAUAAAGAGUUCCAAUCCUUCUAUCUACACAUUGAAUGCCGACAAACCUUAUGCAGCUGAAAUUAGUUUCCUUCUCGAUGGUCAACCAACAUCUUCAUCGACAAUCACCUCGAAUCUUUACUCUACAUUGGGUUAUCAAUUAAUUGGUGGAUUUGAUAUCUGGAACACAACUAAUCAACAAUACCUUAGUAUUCCUUUACAAUAUAAAUUAGCAGAAAAUUCAACUGGAGUUUCAGAGUUUAGAUUUAGUAAUGAGUUUAUUAAAAACAACAGUAUUCCAUUCAGUAUCUCUGCUUGGACAUCAUCUAUUGAUGCCUCUCAUAUCUCUUUUGACAAUGAAACUCAAUUCUGUGUUGGUUCAUUAGAUCAAUCCUAUUUAAAGAAAGGAAUUAAAGUAUGUGUGAAAUCAAAAACUUUGGUUGCUUUCCACAAACAAAUUAGUCAGAGAGUAUUCAAUACAACAUGCCAAUCAGCCAUCAAUGGCGAUUGUGUUACCACUGCCUUCCAGACACCACAAUACUUCCGAGGUUUGCUCAUGGCAUCACCAUUAAGUGGAAGUAACGUAAGUCCAGCUCUAAAAAAUGUUGUCGAUCUCCUGAGAAAUGAUUUAGUUUUUAGACAAACCAAGAUUUUAGUUAGAUCAGUCUCUGUCAAUAACAAUACAUUGGAAUGUGAUUUCAGUUGCCUCGAUUCCAUUGCCGAACAGUAUAACUUUACCACAGACUCCAAUGGUGUUUUCGAGUUUGACAAAAGUUCGAACCAGACCGUUCAAAUCUACCUUGAAGAUGCAUUGCGCAAUCUUACAAUCGUCAACACAAGUACAUCAACUCCACUCAGAUAUCAGUCGACUCUUGGUUUCAACUUAGAUGGCCAAAACUAUACCGAUGCCAACAAUAACACAAAAGAUCCCAGACCACUUUACUAUUUACUUUUCCAACAAUUGAUUGAAGCAACCAAUCAAGCAGCAUUACAACCACUUGUUAUUCCAAAGGUUAAAGUUGUAAUUCACCUUGAAAAUUCCACUGGAUACAUCAACGAUGAUCUGACAGCUCACUUUAACACGAGUUGUCUCGAUUCUAUCAUUCAAGUAUAUUCAUACCACCUCAUUAAAUCAUUGAAUCCAUUGUUCACAAUAAACUUAGAUCAAUUAAAGAAUUCCGGUAAAAACCAAGGAUGGUCAACUUCAACUCAAACAGAUGCAUUCAUUCAAUCACUCAUUAAUGUUUUUUCUACAUUAUUAAAACAAAGAGCAUUCCCAUCUCUUGCAACCAACACUGAAAUUUCAAUUAAUAAUUGCACUUUGAUUCAAGACAUUGAAAAGUUUAACAAUUUCGAUUCGAACGGAACGAGAUCAUUUGGAUGGAUAUCAGCUUAUCUUUGGGAUUUGAUUGAUAUCACCAAUGAUGACAACUAUCUUGAACUUUCAAAGAAAGGUAUUCUAAAUGUCGAUGGUAACAAUCAAAAUUCAAUCGAAUUGUUUGAUUUCAUCGGUGUUUUGAAAAGCUACACAACUACUUCCACUCCUAAUAUUUUGGAAUUCAACAACAACCUUAUUUCAUUCAUCGGAGCAACCUAUCCUGAUUCAUCAGAAGACAAAGUACAAUGGAUCAAUAGAAUCGGAAUCUAUAACAAUAUCUUUGAUUGUCAGACAUGUCGAGUCGAUCCAGCACCAACCAACAAUGAUCCUUCAUCACUCACCGAUUAUCUACUUUCCAAAGGAAUAUGUCCAUCGAGUUUUGACCAAGUUGGUUUCUCAAUCGAUAUCCUCGAGAAACUUUUAAGUAACUGGGCAACAACAACAACCAGCGGUGAUUGGUCAUCAAACCAAGGUUUAUCAUUCCUCUUCUCCACUUCAUUCCAAACAGCAUACCAAAACAACAUUCUUUUUAGAUCAUUGCUCCAAAAGAUGAAUAGUGACCUCUGUUCAUUUUCAUUACUUCCAUUUAUGACACCACUUGGCCUACAGAUGGCCAACGAACUUUUAAAUUCAUUACUAUCAAUUUCAACUGAGAGACAAACCUAUAAUCUCAUCGAUACCUAUUAUAUUCCAAAUAAUAUUGAUACCACGCAACCUGGAAUUGCAAUUGUAUCAUACAACAAUAAACUAUGUUCAAUGGUUUCCGUGACUUUGGAUCAAUUCAAUUUGGGUGAUGAUGUAUUAUCGAGUUGCAACAGUGGUCCAAUUGUUUUCAUUAUUGAUAAUCUCUCAGGUCCAACAUCAAGCAACACAUUAAUAACGAUUGUUGGAAGAAAUCUCGAUAAAACUGGAACUGUAAUUAAAGUUGGUGAUAAAACUUGUCAAAAUCCAACCAUUACAAAGUUAGCAAACAACAAUCAACAAAUGACAUGUUCCAUUGGACCAGGAUAUGGAAUACAUUCAAUCACAUACUUUGGAAGUCAGAGUUCAUUGGUUCAAGAGAUGAACUACCUUGUUAAAACCUAUACAUUUACCUACAAUACACCAGUUGUCACAUCGAUUUCAACCAAUGAAGAUUUCAUUAAUACUAUUGGAACAUCAGUGACUGUCAAUGGUCAGAAUUUCCAUACUACAGAAACAUCAAGCCAACAAACACCUUCUUAUGUCCAACUAUUGAUAAACAACAAAAAGACAGCUGCAACAUUGAUUCCAAGUACCAACGGAAUGAAUGACAAACUUGUAUUCACAACCGAUGGAACAGGUGUUGAUAAAACAGUUAUUGUUCAAGUUGGUGAGCAGCUUUCAAAUCAUGAUAUCACAAUCAGUUAUAAAGCACCAACAAUCACUUCAAUAUCAAUAAAAGAUCCAGUACCAACACUUGGUGGUGGAGCACUUGAAGUUGUAGGAACAUCAUUCGGUUCAGAUUCAGAUCAAUUCGAUAUCAAUAUUGGUGAUGGAUCAUGUGAAGAUAUCGUGUUAAUCAGUGAUACCAAAGCAAGUUGUACAAUUCCAAGUGGAAGUGGAAGGUUACUUGUCACAGUUCAGGUCGAUAGUCAACAAACAGAGUUGUCACAAGAUUUUGCAAUCAUUUACAAAGGACCAAAUAUCCUUCAACUUGUUCAUCCAGAAUUCAAUACCUCUAUAUAUAACGAUUUCUGGAUUGCCGGUACCGAUUUUGGAUCUGAAGAAGACAUUCCAAUGAUUUCACUCUAUGGAUUUGCAGCAGCGGAAUGUGAAUACGAUUUCGAGAACUGUUACAAGUCCAAAGAAUACUUUGACUCCAAUGGUAAUUCAAUAGAUCCACCAACACAACAAUAUAUCGAUGGUGCUGAAUAUGACCCGUAUAUCGAUUUAAGUGAUUCAUUCAGAACAACAGUUGAUUUCUAUUGUAUCAAGUGUUUGCUUCCACCUGGAUUUGGUGACAAUAUUUCUGUUGCCGUUGUGAACGAUCUCACAUAUGGUUGGACAUUCCUCGACCAUACACUGACAUUCCCAAAUUCCAAGAUUUACUCAAUCGAACCACUCAAUAGCAGCACCGAUGGAAACACUACAAUUUCGAUCACUGGUACAAACUUUGUUCCCAACGAAUAUAUUGUAUAUUCAUAUGACAAUGAUACCGAUACCUAUGUAGACGAUGCACUUUUGGAAGGACCAAUCACAUUCUCGAAUAUCACACUCGACAAGACACUAACUACAAACAACAAUUUCACAAAUUCGACAUUCAUCACAACAGUAAUUCCAGCCGGAAUUGGAAAGAAUCUCAACAUUUCAAUAUCACUUGGAAAUGUUGUUGAUAUCGACACAUUCAACAAAAGAUCAUUCACUUUUUCAUACAAUCCCCCCAAUGUAACAAAGAAAAUUGUAAAUCAACCAACAAAAGGUGGAUUAUUUUCAAUUGAAGGUUUAGAUUUUGUUCCAGAGAUUCUUGCCAAAUCACAACAAACAUUCCCAAAUAGUAAUGUUACAAUCGAUGGUAAACUAUGUACCUCUUUGCUUUGGAUCAAUUCGACAUUGAUAAACUGCACUGUUGUCGAAGGUAUCGGUGCAAAUUUGACACUUGAAGUAUUUGUUGGAAAUCAAAGUAGUAUUUCAGAUGGAAAGAGUUCAAUUAAAUUAUUCUCGUAUAUUGCACCAAACGUUACAUCUGAAGAAUUAAGUGGUACAUCAAAAGGAAAUGUUGAAAUUACAAUCAAAGGAUCAAACUUUGUUCCAGCAAGUGUUGUGACAUCAGCGACAAACGACAAGACAAACAAUUAUAUUUCGAUCGAUGGCAACCAAUGUUUAUCGAUAAAAUGGGAGAACGAUCAAACAUCAUAUUGCACAAUUCCACCUGGAAUUGGAACUGAUUUAAAUGUUCUGGUUGUUGUUGGAAAUCAAAAAUCACCAAACAAUACAGUAUUCUCUUAUGAUAGACCAAUUUUAGAAAAAGAUUUAUAUUACUCAGGACCAAAUGAAGGUCAAUAUGAAAUUACAAUUAAAGGAUCAAACUUUGUACCAUCUGAAAUUGCAGAUAAAGUUACAAAAUCAGAGAACAAUACAAUUAAGAUCAACGAUGUUGAAUGUCCAUCAAUAAGAUGGUCAACUUCAUCGAUUUGUUAUUGUACAAUUCCUCAAGGUUCUGGACAUAAUCUCACAGUCAAUGUUACAGUUGGAGGUCAAUGGACAUCAACAAACGAUUAUUUCUCAUAUUAUGACAUUCCUGAAAUUUCAUCGAUUCAACCACUCAGUGAUGUCGAUGGAACUGAACCAAUUACAAUCACAGGUAAAUUCUUCUAUGGUAAAGAUCUAAAGGUUCUCUUUGAAGAAAAAGCACUUGAUUCAUCCAAGAUUCUGUCGAUUUCUGAAACCAAGAUUAUAUUCACUUGUCCAAGUGGAGGUGGAACCAAAUUUAAAGUCCAAGUCAAAGCACAUUCUCAAGAAAGUGAAACAUUUACAUACGAUGGAUAUAAAGCACCUUCGAAUUUACAAGUUAGACCAUCAAGUGGAAAAACAGAUGAGAGUCAACCAAUUGAUAUUUCAGGAAAUAAUCUUGGUUUGUUAGGAGAAAAAGUUAAAGUUACCAUUGAUGGAAAGAAUUGUAUCAAUCCAGUUGUCUCUUCUUCUUCGUUAGUUACAUGCUAUACUCCAUUUGGAAGUGAAGGAACAAAGACAUUAACUCUUACCUUCAAAGGACAAUCUGGUGACUCUCAGUACACUUAUGAAGAGGAAGAAGAAAGUAGUGAUCAUCAGAGUGAUGAUGAUGAAACCGACGGUGAUGAUGAUCCUUCAGACACUACCGACAGUGGAGAAUCGUGGUGGGAUAAACUUAAGAAUGUAUGGAAGGCUGUUGUUACAGUUGUGGUCACUGUUGUCGUUGCUGUGGCAGUAGCUAUCGAGAUGUUAGCUACGGAAGCGGUUGCAGCAACAUUUGCACUUGCAGAAAUUACGAUUCAAACAGCAGAAGGAUUGACAUUUGUUAUUGAGAAUGUUGCUGCUGAAGUUACAACAUUCGUAAUUGAAGAACUUGCUCAACCUUUAUCAGCUGAACUUCUUGGUGUUUUAGAAACAACUGAAGUUUUAGUGACAGAGAAUGCAUUUUUCGCCAAUAUUAAAUUACUUGUCACUCUUUUAUUCGUUGGUGGAGGAACCGCUACAGGUGUUGCUGCUGGAUUUACUGGAAAAUAUGUUGGAAUUGGAAAAACCACAACCGAUACAACUUAUCCAUACAUGACUGGUUUACUUGUUGAUCCAUCGAUUCAACAGAAAUUCUCAGACUUUAAAUCCAUUUUGAUUCAAUUGAAUAUCACUCAAAACGAUGGAACUAUAAAGACUAGAUAUUACACUCCAGAGGUUGGAGGUGUUAAUAUGCCAGUUGAAGGAGAUACUAUUCUCACGAUUAUAACGAAAUCAUCUCAAUUUAGACCAAUGAUCAACAAUAUCAAAUAUAAAUUCUCUGAUUAUCCACCGUAUACAAAGAAUAUAGCUGAAUCGAUUGGAUUGUUAAGAUCCGAUUAUAUUAGCGAUGAACGUGCAAUAUUCUAUGACAAUAAUGGUGCAAGAUUAACUCUACCAAUUGGUGUCUAUCAAUCAGAUUUCCUUUCCAAUAUUGGUUGGAUCAAUUCACGAAUCAGUUCAAUCACAACCAUUUGGAAUCUAACAAUAAGUGUCUGGACAUCCAAUUCAGUGACACAAUAUUAUGGACCUAUCACAUAUGGUACUCCAAUGACAUUACCAUCCAAUAUAAUCAAACUUGAAAUAUUCUUGAAUUCAACUGUUACCAAUGUUAAGAAAUUGGAAAUUGAAUCACCAACAAUUGGUACUCAAAUUACAAUCAAUAAUGCAUACCCAACAAUGAAAUCACUCAAUAUCUUCUUGGAUGACCAACUUGUAAACUGUGUAAUAAAUGCAAAGAUAUUGAAAUGUCCGAUUUCAGCAGGAAUUCAAAACAAAACACUCUCACUUCGUUGGAACAACUAUGAUGUUUAUCAAAAGUAUAAUAUAUUCUAUACUGCACCAGUAAUCACUUCACAUAUUGAGAAUUUAGAUAUUCAACAAAAUGGUCUUCCAAAUAUUGGAUCUUUGAUUUUCCACUUGAAAGGUACCAACUUUAUUCCAAAAAAUGUCAAUCCAUUGAAUUCUAAGGUUUUGAUCUCUGGUGAACCAUGUCAAUUUACCAAAUGGGUUGAUGAAAACAAUAUCAUUUGUCUAUCAUCAAUCAAUCCAUCUGCAACUCUCAAUAGUUUUAUUGAAUUAACAAUUGGUUCAACAACAAGCAAACCAUACGCAUUUAACUAUAUUUCACCAAUUUGUGUUGGAGAUACAAUCAAUGGAGAAACCACUCUUGCAUCUGGUACUCAUCUCGCACUUAGUCAACCAUUUACAUCAAUUUUUUCACCAUCGAAUUGUUAUUCAGAAAUUAACUAUGUAAAUUCUUCAUUGAUUGUAACACAAGUCUCAUGGUUUGGAAAUCUUACAACAACACCAGAGAGUCUCACAACCAUUGAUAAUAUUACUAUUUCAUCACCAAGUUGUAAAUGGAAUUUAACAUUUGUUGAUUCACAAUCACAAACACUUAAACUUGGAAAAGGUCAUUACGAUGAAGCGUAUCUUCAAUCGAUUGGAUGGUCAAAUAGAAUUGUUUCAUUCGAUGUGACUGUUGGUUGCAGAGUCACUGUGAGCAAGACAGCACCAACAAACUCUGCAUUCUCGAUUUCAACACAUUCCAACAUCACUCAAGAAACAAUGCCAACACAACUCUUGUCUCAAAUUACAACGAUUGAGAUCUCUGAUUGGAAUUUGGACAAUGUUGAUUUUGGUGUAACCACAUAUACCAACCAAUGGAUUAACUUUUAUGGUAUCGAUCAAUCAAAACUUUAA